Messenger RNA from Meleagris gallopavo (turkey), 3770 nucleotides. It is a transcript of the gene LEPR, whose product is annotated as leptin receptor. NCBI's taxonomy places the organism in Eukaryota, Metazoa, Chordata, Aves, Galliformes, Phasianidae. Gene Ontology annotation, molecular function: cytokine receptor activity; protein binding. The record is from RefSeq and is marked provisional. Gene Ontology annotation, cellular component: external side of plasma membrane. Gene Ontology annotation, biological process: cytokine-mediated signaling pathway.
GGCUGCAAGCUCGUGGAAGAUGUAUGCUGACCUCUGUACUGUUAGACUUUCUUCACGUGGCAGCUGCCCAGUGUAUGGUCCAUGAGAUUCAUCCCAGGAGCUUUACGUUACCAUGCCUGCUGCUGAACGAGACAUCUUUGAGUCCUUCUGCUGCUGGAGUGGUACAGAGCUGGUCUGGUAUGAGGAGAGAGUAUGGAACUGCUGAAACCAACCCUUCCUUGCUAAUGGAUGAGGAAAGUUUCCUGUGUUGCCUUUGGAGCGAUAACAACACCAGUUGUUCUUUGUACAGAGGAAACAUGCAAGCAAGGAUGCUUAUUCCUUCAGAUAUAAGCAUCUCUGCAUCUGAGGAAAGAGAUUCAAAUUGGAACAUUGAAUGUUGGGUUGAAGGCAAGCUGGAUCUGUUAGUUUGUAGCCUGCAGUUCCUGAAGUUUCACGUGAGACUUGAUAUGAAGGUUCAUCUUUUAUAUGCUGUGUCAGAGGUGUCACUGGGAGAUACAUCUACCAGCUCCCUGAGCAGGACUGCCCUGGCUGCUCAGUGCAACUGCAGUGAGUACAGCAAAUGUGAGUGCCAUGUGCCUUCCCCAAGGCUCAACCACACCUACAUCAUGUGGCUGAAGGUUGUGACUGGUGUAACACCUCUUUGGUCACCCUUGAUGUCAGUCAAGCCCAUAGACAUAGUAAAGCCUGAACCUCCUUUGAAUGUGCAUCUAGAAAUGACAGAGAGAGGUCAAGUGAAGAUCUGCUGGUCUGAGCCUGUACCGAUGCCAUACCCGCUCCGGUAUGAAGUGAACAUCUCUGGAAAUCCAGGUCAAAAUGGCUGGCAGGUGGUUCAAGUUGCUUUAAAUACCUCAUUAGACGUAGACAGUAUGCUGCUUGAUUCUUCCUCCUUUGCUCAAGUGCGGUGCAAGAAUCAUUAUGGUCCGGGGUUAUGGAGUGAAUGGAGCACACUGUAUAAUCUGAAUGUGGGAGCUGAAGUGCUGUACUUCCCUACUAAGAUACUGACCAGUGUUGGUUCUAACGUUUCAUUUCAUUGCAUCUAUAAAAACAAAACCAAGAGCGUAGCGUCCAAGAAGAUUGUUUGGUGGCUGAAUUUAGCAGAAGAAAUCCCAGAAAGUCAGUAUACGCUUGUGACCGAUCGCGUAAGCAAAGUUACUCUUUUCAACUUGAAAGCAACAAAACCUAGAGGAAGUUUCUUCUAUAACGCAUUGUACUGUUGCCAUCAAAAUAGGGAAUGUCAUCAUAGAUACGCUGAAUUAUAUGUAGUAGAUGUGAAUAUCAAUAUCAAAUGUGAAACUGAUGGGUACUUAACUAAAAUGACUUGCAGAUGGUCUGCAAACCCAAACGCGCUGCUCUUGGGGAGCUCCUUGCAGUUAAGAUACCACAGGAGCAAAAUUUAUUGUUCUAACUUUCCAAGUACUCCUCCAGAAUCAGAGGUGAAAGAAUGCCAUUUCCAGAGGAAUCAUUCUUACGAGUGCACAUUUCAGCCUGUUUUUCUUUUAUCUGGAUAUACCAUGUGGAUUGAGUUUAAGCACUCGCUGGGAACACUUGAAUCCUCACCAACUUGUGUCGUUCCAGCAGAUGUGGUGAAGCCACUUCCUCCCUCCGACAUCAAAGCAGAGAUCACCAGAAAUGAUGGGCUGCUGAACGUGAGCUGGGCAAACCCUGUGUUUGCAAAUGAUGAUCUCAAGUUUCAGAUCCGGUAUGCAGUGAACAAGGAAGAACUCACGUGGGAGCUGUAUGAAGUUCUGAGUGUAUCAACAAGAUCAGCUGUGAUAGAAGUGCAACUUUGUGUUGAAUAUAUUGUUCAGAUCCGCUGCAGAGCCCUGGAUGGUUUGGGCUACUGGAGCAACUGGAGCAGAUCGGCCUAUGCAGCUGUCAGAGAUAUCCAAGCUCCCUUACAUGGCCCUGAGUUUUGGAGAACUAUUACUGAAGAUCCAGCAACGGGGCAGAAGAACGUUACGCUCCUGUGGCAGCCACUGAUGAAGAAUCACUCACUGUGCAGCGUGAGCCGGUACGUUAUAAAGCACCAGACAUCAGAAAACACCUCGUGGUCAGAAUAUGUCGACAAAGGCACCACCUGCUCAUUUCCAUGGACUGAGCACACACACACCAUUACAAUCUUAGCCGUGAAUUCAAUUGGAGCUUCUUCAGUUAAUUAUAAUUUAACUUUAUCACGACAAACGAGCACAGUGAAUGCAGUGCAGUCUCUCAUUGCUUACCCAGUGAACAGCACGUGUGUGAUUUUGACUUGGACGCUUUCACCUCAAAUAUAUGUGAUAACAUCUUUAAUUAUUGAGUGGAGAAACCUUAACAAAGAAGAGGAGAUGAAAUGGGUGCGAGUUCCUCCAAAUACUAGUAAAUACUAUAUUUAUGAUCACUUCAUUCUGAUUGAGAAGUACCGGUUCAGCCUGUACCCCGUCUUUGCUGCAGGAGUUGGCAAAUCCAGAGCCACGGACCAGUUCACCAAAGAUGGAUAUGCCAGUCAGACCAGUUCUAGCCUCCACAUGGUUCUGCCAAUAGUUAUUUCAACCUCCGUGCUGUUGCUUGGAGCACUGCUGGUUUCCCACCGAAGAAUGAAGAAACUGCUCUGGGAAGAUGUUCCAAACCCCAAGAAUUGCUCAUGGGCACAAGGAGUUGAUUUUCAGCAGCCUGAAACUUUUGAGCAUCUUUUUGUCAAGCACCCUGAAGCAAUGUCAUUUGAGCCUCUUCUUCUGGAACCAGAAAUAGUGCUGGAAGACAUCAGUGUUACUAAAGCUUUGAAACAAGACGACACACAAGAUUUCUCAGCAAUUGAUUCCACGUUCACAAAAACUGAAGACUCUGAGCACGACUCUGCAUGUCCCAGCAGCCAUUUCAGUGGUCGCAGCUUCUCGGAGUGCUCCCCCAGUGCCCCGAUCCCUGCAGAAACAAGUCAAUCCAACAUUAAAUACGCCACUGUUAUCAGUAACUCCGGAUCAGGUGGGCUUUACGAACAGAAGAAGAAUCCCAGAAGUGGUUUUGAUAGGUGUUUUCUAGCUGAAGACCCCUUGGCUGCAGGUGUUUGCUCAGGUAGCUCCUGGGAGCUGGGAAGUGAGGAGUUCCUCCUGCUGCCUGACCAGCCUGGCAGCCGGCCCUGCAAGACCCUUUCCCUUAUCUCUUCAGAGGGAUUUUCAGAGCCUUCAGAUCAGGAUGAUGCUUUCACAGAUGGAGGUAGUCCCGAGCGAGGUCUCUGUUACCUAGGGAUAACGUCAUUGGACAAAAGAGAAAAUGACAUUUUUUUAACAGAAAGUUCCAGACUGAUGUGCCAUUUCCAUACAGCUGAUCUACUCAGAGGUGUGGGGUUUCUUCAGAAUACACCUCCUAAUUUAAAUGCAUUUCUCCAGAGCAGCAUUAAAGCCAUUGUGCCAUACGUGCCCCAGUUUCGGAUGACUGCUGCCAAGGUGCAAGAGACCACAGAGAACAGCUGUUAAGCCCUCACGCCUUAAUUUGAUGCUCUUUAUGGCUUUCUAAGUGUAGGUAUGUGCCCUGUUUUUCCCUCUCUUCACUUCUUUUAGGAAGGCUGGGUAGCUGAUCCUGUGCUUGAGUGACAGGAUUUUAGUAGGAAGAAAUUCCCCUUCUUGACCUAAUUUUCAAAUGUGGGGCCUUUUUAAAUAUAAUUUAUAUAUAAAUAUAUUCAAAGGUCUUCUAUCGGCCAUGCAGACUAAGUAUACGUGUCUCUCCAUUCAGGAGUAAAGUAUCUCUUCAUGCAUGUUGGCAGACUUUGAGUGAGCUUGCUCUUGUUCCAGGUGUUG